AUGUUGAGCCCUACUUUUCUUUAUGGCUCCAUCUUCAUUAUUGUCUUACUCAUCUGGCAAGUGAAAAGGAGUUACGAUGGAUUAAGGCUGGAACCUAAAAGGAGCUGCUGCCGGCAUCAUCGAAAAGUCAGACAAAAGGCUAGAGAUGCAGCAUCAAGAGCAAGGAGAUGUUCCCAGGAAGAAGCUGAGAAGCCGUGGGAGCUGCUUUCUGUCAUGAAAAGCCAGAGCUGGCUUCCUCGGGAGGGAAGUGUGCGGAGGCUCCUGUGUGCAGAUCCCUGCUGCCAAAUCUGCAAUGCCAUGGCUCUGAAGAUUCAGCAGUUGCUGGUGGGUGAGAACACCUUGAUCUCUUCCACUUCUUCGAGGCCAUCACAGGGCAUAUCUUGCUUAGAGGUGUUGUCCAUGUCUACUGUGUCUUAUGAGCAGAGUCUGGAGCAUCGUUCCCCACAAUCCAAAGACCUUUCACUUCCACCUCCAACCCCCACAGUGUCACAAUUAACGGACCAGAGAUCCUUAACACAGUCAGCUGCCCAGUCUGCAGGUGAGGUCAGCCUCCACGAUUACUGGGCUGAACACCUCCAGCUAGGGCAGGAAUUUCAAGUGCCAGGCAUGCCCACAGGCCCAAAGACGAUCUCUUCUUCAAGGUGGGAGGAGCCUAGGAUCUCAGGAAACCAGCAGGAGAUGAUGCAGAGCAACCCCAGCCUCAUCUAUGGGAACCAAGGUCAGCAGCCCUUGAAUUCCCAGGUCUCUCUGCUGACUCCGAAUGGAGAAAUCACCACCCUGACACACCCUCUGGCCUUGCAUAUGGUCACUGUCCUCCCUGCCCACCUGCCAUUCCUCAGUCCUGAAGUCCUGAGGUUUCUUGAGGUACAUGUAAAGAAAUGGAUGCAUUUCCAGAGGUGGGGGCUCCCCAGACGUGUGGAGGAGUCCCUGAGACAGUUCAUGCCAAACCCGCCAUUGUUUUACCAACCUAUAAAUAACCAACCAGUUUCUUUCAUCCAGAACGAUACUUCUCAGCUCUCUGUUGAGAAAUUUGCAACCGUUUCCUACCAGACCUGGGGUUCAUGUAUGGCUGGCCAGCCAAUCCAGGCCUUCUGGGUUUCUGAGUGGUCCAUUCUUGACCCAGAACAAAGAUACAACUACCAGCAAAUCCCAAACCAUAUGGCUCUAGCCUUGCCCUCUCCAGCCCUUAAAGACUUAAGUGGCCUCGAUCCACUUCCUGGCCCACAGGCUCAUGACUCAGUGGGCCAUUUGCAGCAGGAAUACAGCCAGCUAUUCUGUGGCCUCCCUUCUCUGCACAGUGAGUCCCUGGUUGAUGUCUUCCUUGGCUGUCAAGGCCUCUCCAUGAACGGGAACAUGUCCAGCCCCUUGAAGGAUCCUUUUCUCUUCAAGGAGCUCUCCUUCCUCCUUCUGUCACCUAAAACUCCAUCCGGGUCAGCCCCACCCUCUUCUCCAUCUUCCCCAAAUCGGGUCACUCCGUCUGACCACCAACAAGCUCAGAUCAAUGUCCCAUUUCUGACAAUGGCCGAAUGUGAAGCUCUGGAGUGGCACGUGCUACAGAGGCAGCUCCAACUUCACUGGGGUUUGCCAGAAGUUUUCCAGAGAUCUCCACAUAUUCAGAGAGCCGUGCACUAUAAGCCCUGUGACAAAGCCCAGUCUCCUGAGACUGGGAAAACUUCCUGGCCAGGGAAGCCCAUCUCAGCCCUGACCAGAGAAAUACGCUUCUUCCCGGAGCAUGCCCGGAGGCUGCUGGGAUUCCACCUCCAGAGGCAGUUGAUUCACCAUCGCUGGGGCCUGCCCCAGAAGAUCCAGCAGUCCAUCCAGUUGCUCCUGUCCCCCGCUGAUCAGCACACUCUGUCCUGGAACAGCACAGCCCUAGCCAAUGUGACUGUUCCCCAAUCCACAGUCCUAGACACCAAUGGGGCUGGUGACCCCUUCUCACCCAUCAUGGACCCAGUGUCAGUCCCCGUGCCACACUUGCUCGACCAGGCCAAGGCAAUAUUGCAGAACCACAUCAACUCCAAACGUGGGCAGAUUCACCAGGGCAAGGUCCCUGCCUGUCUAUAUAGCUCUUGGGAGUGCAUCAUUCCUGGCGGCCUGGAAGGGGCUCCCCUCACCUGCAUCCCAGAAAGCAAGCCCCUGGAGCGACAGGCAGCCACUGACUCUGAUCUACAACAGGAAGUUACGCCCUGGAUGCCCACAGCCCUCGAGCAGCAGCAACAAGCCUCUGCAGAUGCCAACAACGAACAUCCUAAGCUGCCCCGAGCCCUGUCCAAUGGAGCCCUUGAGAAACUGGAGACGACUUUACGGCACAAGUAUCUGGCCUUCUUGUCAGGGCUGCCUGCUCUCUAUUAUGUGGCUCUCUCCAGGGCCAUGGCCCCGGCAAUCACUACCCAAGCUCUAAUCACAGACAAGGUGCCUGGGCCAGUCCAAUUCCUCACGGAACCUCUGACCCAGGAGAUCUCAUGUGAAGACCAGUGUCGAAGUGCUGGGCCAUGCUUUCAAGAUGCCAACGAGACUUGUGCAGACUCUGCAGAUGAGUUCCAGGCUGAAGUGCAGGUGGAAGGAAUGAUCGAGAUGGUGCCUCUGGAAAGCCAGACAGACCCUGCUACCCCCUACACACUCAAGAAACCCAUCUUGGCCAAACUAAAUUUCCACCUGAGAAAGAAGAUCCUAGAGAUACAAUUGGGAAUUCCCGUAAGAGCAAGGGCAUCCAGGGAACUAACCCUAGCAAUCCCAGAGAACAUUUCCACACAGGAGUCUCUUGGGAGUGUAAUCAACCCAGGAAAAACACUGCUCCAGGAACUCCCCAUCACACCAGACACGCCUCGUGCCCCAGAUCCAGAAUGGCUUCAUCUUAAAGAACAGCUGGCCAGUGAGUUAAAGGCAGUGCAGAAGAGCCAGAAGCACCCUAGUUCCAGAGCAGUACACCAUGGUUCUGCCCACGGGGCCUCCAAGAUCUCACAGCCCAGUGGGGAUGCGACAGAGGCCCAGGUGCUUUGUGUUCAGCUAGAGGCCAGUGUGAACCUCCCCAGCCUGGUGGAGCCCUGGAGCCCUGAGCCCCAAAGCCCUGGCAAGAGCAACGACUCAGCCCAAGUCCCCACACUCGCAGGGAAGAGAGAGGACCCGGGGAAACCCAAAUCAGCAGGGGACCACGGAGAAGGGGAUGCAGGGUUUGCGUUCUCCUCAACAAGAGAAAACGGCCACCCUGCCGAAGCCCAGAGGCCAGAAGGGAUGCUUCUGCACAGGACACCCCGCAACCCCUGGCGAUGGAGCCAUAGCUUUCACCUUGAAGCUCCCCGUCCACACAGUCCCGAACGUCGCCCUCAGCUUAAGCUCCCAGAGCUACCACCAGGAGUCCCUAGGGGGCAGGAUUCUGAGAAGAAUGACCCGCAAGACAGUCAAACCAAGCUCAACAUCAUCCUCAACCCAGUAGGGACUCCUGAACAUGCACAGCCUGUGGGGCCCCAGGCGUCCCAGAGCCAGCAUUUCCUGGGCCAACUCAUUCAGGGUAAGCCAUUGCAGGGCCAAACUUUGCAAGGUCACGUUUUGCAGGGGCAGGUGAUACCAGUCCAUACUCACAAGAGGCCUGGCCUCCUGGAAUCUGGCUUGAAAAAUAAGAUGAAAUCCUUUCUGCACUGGAUUAACCGCAAGACAAAAGGCAAAGGGCACAAGGAAUCCAUGUUCUCCACAGCUGAGACGGUGGCCAGCACCACAAAAGAAAAUGUAAAAAAGAGCCUGGCUCCAGCCAAAAGUCCCACAGGGCGAACUAAGACACAGAAGACAAGAAGGGACCCCAAGGCCCAAUCUCCCCACACUGAGAAGCAGGUCAGCAUGGCCUUCUUGGAUGGCGCCCCUUCCCCAGACAGUAAGCUCCGGCACUGCUCCCACUCCCAUCAACUCCACUCUGUCUCAGUCCUGGGCCACCCCCGCCACUGCCCUCGCCACUGUCCUCGAGUGGCGUGUGCCACCCACCCAGGGAACCCACCUGAAUUCUCAACUACCCACUCAGUGGGAAACGUUGGUCUCCUCAAGAAGACCCAGCACAACCAAAAGACUCUGUAG
Diceros bicornis minor is the source of this 4062-nucleotide messenger RNA. RefSeq names its product protein SPATA31F1-like. The record is from RefSeq and is a predicted model, not a curated record. Lineage: Eukaryota; Metazoa; Chordata; Mammalia; Perissodactyla; Rhinocerotidae.